Vicia villosa (hairy vetch) is the source of this 2207-nucleotide messenger RNA. Its product is annotated as protein GRAVITROPIC IN THE LIGHT 1-like. Gene Ontology annotation, biological process: negative gravitropism; response to red or far red light. The transcript is spliced from 2 exons. The record is from RefSeq and is a predicted model, not a curated record. The coding region runs from base 619 to 1968 and encodes 449 amino acids. NCBI's taxonomy places the organism in Eukaryota, Viridiplantae, Streptophyta, Magnoliopsida, Fabales, Fabaceae.
UCGUGUGCCCUGUGUGUCUCUGUCCGUCGACACCUUAUAUUUAAUUUAUUGAUUUUUUCUAAUUAUUUCCAGUACGCGUGUUUUCGGUGUUUAUUACCAGUGUCGAUGCGUUAGGUGUCGUGUUUUUGGUGUUUAUUACUGGGGUCGACGUGUCAGGUGUUGAGGUUUUGGUGUCCGUGCUUCAAAGGUUAUACUUUAACAUUUUUUUAUGUGUGAAGAACUUAUAUGUAAGAUGGAGGGAGUACAUGUAAUUUGUAUUAUUAUAGGGAUACCUAAUAGGUUGGUAUUUUUGGAAGAAGCAAUGAAUUGGGAUAGUGUUUUUGAGGGCCCAUGGUCUUGUGUUGUGCUUUCUUAAGGUAGCAUGUCCUGUGUCUGGUGGAUUUUGAAAAGGCCAAAGAUUCUCAUCUUGUAUGAUUCUGACUCUCUUUUGUUUUAUGUUUAUGUAUUAAAGGCUGUAAAUGUCUGUUAUAGUGGAUAGUGGAUGUUGAAAUGACUGAAGUGGGGGAAAACAAUAAAUGGAGGUGAAAAUUUGCUGUUUGUGAGUGUUUACCUUUAUCAGUGUCCAGUAUUAGAUACUUAUGAUAAUUGAUCAAAGAGAGAUAGACACAACAGAUUUUGAUGGAUUCCGUUAAGCCUUCAGCAGUGACACCACGCAAGAGUAAAUUGUCUCGAACUCUGACAAAGGUUCUUCGUGCAAAAUCAAUGACUGGGAUUGCACAAGUUGAGGGACUGCAGAAUGUUAAAGUUGAUGAAGGAAACAUGACACACAGUGAAGUAGAUGAAGAGCUUAAGAAAAAAUUGGCCGUAGAAGCUUUGGUUUCGAGAGUUUUUGCUAGCAUUUCAACUAUAAAAGCUUCAUAUGCUCAGCUACAAUAUGCUCAAUCACCUUAUGACCCUGAUGGAAUUCAAGAUGCUGAUAAACUACUAGUCUCGGAAUUGAAAACCUUAUCUGAACUCAAGCAAUGUUGGUUCAAAAAGCAAUUUCAUUUUGAUCCUUCGCCAGAGGGGGCAAUUGUUGCAGCUGAAUCGAAAGAGCUUAAGAGUGUUAUAAAAACCUAUAAGAUAAUGGGGAAAAAGUUUGAAUCGCAAACACGGCUCAAAGACUCCGAGAUUAUGUUUCUUAAGGAGAAGUUAGAGGAAGCAAAUAAUCAGAACAAGUCAAUUGAAAAGAGGUUAAAUCAAAGUGGCUCAUUAUCUUCUCUUGAUAAUCUUCACAUCUCAGGACUAAGUCCUACACAUUUUAUAUCUGUUCUUCGCCACACUGUUAAAUCAAUUCGAAGCUUUGUGAAGUUGUUGGUGAAUGAGAUGAGAUCUGCCGGUUGGGAUAUCGAUGCAUCGGUGAAUGCUAUUAUCAAAGAGAAUGUUGUUUAUUUGAAAGAAGAUCACAAGUGUUUUGCAAUCGAGUCUUUUGUUUGUAGGGAGAUGUUCGAUUCUUUCAACUUCCCUAAUUUCAAUCUCCGUCCUACCGAUUUUCUUCCCGAUAGAAACAAAACACAAUUCUUCUUUUCGAAUUUCAACGAGUUAAAAUCCGUGAAAGCAAAAGAAUUUCUCGGUUCCAAACCAAAAUCAGCUUUCGCAAAGUUUUGCAGGGCGAAAUACUUAAGACUAGUCCACCCUCAAAUGGAGGCAUCAUUUUUCGGUGACACAAAGCUGAGAAUCAACAUGGUGAACGGCGGAGAAUUUCCCGAUGACAACCACUUGUUCACAUCAUUUGCUGAAAUGGCCAAGAGAGUAUGGCUGUUGCAUUGCUUAGCCUUUUCUUUUGAGUCUCAAGCUGAAAUCUUUCAAGUAGGGAAAGGAUGUAGAUUCUCUGAUGUUUACAUGGAGAGUGUUGUGAAUGAUGAUGAAGUAGCAAUAGCAGUGGAAUCUGAGCCACAAGUUGGUUUCACUGUAGUUCCAGGUUUUAAGAUAGGUAAAACUGUUAUACAGUGCCAAGUUUACCUCUCAAAGUUAUUAAAGCAAAGGUAGCAGCAGCAGCAGCAACUGUGAUGUGGGGACUGGUGUGGUAUGGUUGUCCAUUUUCUUUUCAGAAUGUUUUUUUUAUAAAUUUAAUGCAGUUUAAUGAAAGCAUAUGACCUAAAGUUUUGGUGAUAUUAGGCUAGUGGCAGGGAUUGUUAAGCUGUUGUGGUAUCUUUUACAUGAUUAUGUACAAAAUAAUGUUAAAAGGAGUAGGUAGGUGGUAAUUGAUAUCUCUUGUUUCAUUUUUA